UGCUAUCCUUGCUAGCUUGAUUGUGGGGGAAACUUUUUCCAGGGAGCGCGCGCUCCUCCUCUCCACGCUACAGACCUGCAGCCACAUCAGCGGGACGCUUUUUCAAGAAACUACCGCUCCGUUAAAUAAUCUUCUCUUCGUUAACUGGCGGGUUUUCUGUUCCGGUUUUGCCGCCGAUUAUCUGCGAGCACUCGGAGGGAUUAACCGGGAGGACAGCGGAGGGAUGGCGCGGUCCCUUUAAAGUUGAAAGCUCAAAGAGAAGCUGAAGCUGCCGGCGGCGGCAGGCAGGCAGAGCGGCUCCUCCGGUGCUCCCACCGCGCUAAGCGAGCGGCUGUCCCCGCCUCAGAGGCCAUGGGCUGCGGCUUGCGGAAACUGGAAGACCCGGAGGACAGCAGCCCCGGGAAAAUCUACUCCACCUUGAAGAGACCACAAGUGGAGAGCAAAACGGAGACUGUGUACGAGUAUGUGCUGCUAGACUUCAGUUUGGAAGGUAGCCGUCCUACGGUGCAGUAUGUGGCCUCACUUUCCGAGCUGCCCCAGGCCCUGCAGCCCUACUACACACAAGGCUACGUCCUGUCCGCCUUGCACCCCAUCAUCCUGUCUGUGGGCCGAACCCGCUCGCUGCCCUUCAGCCUGCUCUACCGCGCCAUCCUGGCCCGUCCCAGACCCAGUAAGCAGACGGCGUCUAUGUGCCACAGUGUGCCAGUGUUGAAGGUGGAGGAGUGGCCGUUACCUGGAGACUCGCUGACGUGUGACACAGUCAGAGCGCUCAUUGACAGGGUGAACAGCAGUGCUCGGGGGGGCGUUCGAUUCGUUGGCUCGGUCCUCCAGCAGGUGAGCGGGAUAACCAAUGGCAGGGUGCACAGUCCGAAGAGGGGCUGUCGCUCCCCUCCACGCACCCCUCCUGGUACGCCGCCUGGAGACCGAGAGCUGGAGGACAACACCUACAGUCCUGACUUGAGGUUGCUGGUCUUCUUCCACUCCUGGGCUCCGGGCUGUGCUCCUCUGGACUCGCUGGCCUGUCAGUACCACCAGGGGGCGCUCUCCAUGCGCGUUUCCAGGAAGGGCCAGGUGGUCAGCUCCCUGGAAGCUGAUUGGCUGGAGCUGACUGCCGCCUACUACCGGAAAGGCUGGUCGUUGGUGGACUCGUUCGUCUACUGGGACACACCUAAAGGCGAGCCAGUUCCCAGAUCACUGGAGGGGUUGUUUGUGUAUGAGGAGAGAAGCAGCUCUCCUCCUGCCAAUGACACCAUCGUCGUCGAGCAGUGGACUGUCAUCGAGGGCUCCAAUGUAAAAACCGACUACGGGCCCCUCCUUCACACUCUGGCAGAGUUUGGUUGGCUACUCACAUGUGUGCUGCCCACUCCCAUCAUCCGACACGACAGUGAUGGGAAUCUGGCCACAAAGCAGGUUGUGUUUCUCCAGAGGCCGGUCAGAGGUCAGGCAGCAGGACAACCGAGGAACCAGGCUUUGUCUCUGCACAGCGACGUGUCCAGCCGCUCUGUUAGUCGCGCGGUCAGCAGCCCCGUCCCUCAGGAGGAGCUGUCUCCAACCGCUGGAGGCAUCGGGGGCUUCCCGGUGUUCGGAGGGGGGUAUCCCAGCGCCCUGUCCCAGCUGGAGGAAGGUGGCUUUGAGCAGGAAGAGGGGAAAGCUGAAGUCACCUGUAUGUAAGCAGGAAAACAGAAGGAUGCAGCUUCCAUCGUGGAGUCAAGUUGAGGAUUUAAACGUUGCUGGAUUACUGAAGAGAUGAUCCAAGGAAAAUUGUGUGAAUUCGGGAAAGACUAUUCAUUGGCCAUCAUGUUCAUGACCCCUUCCUUUUAACAGAGACUUUAAUGUAGAAGAACGCCGCACUUUUUAAAAUGUUUAAUUAAGCCAUAAUGAGAAUGAGGUCUUAUUUAGAAGUGGAUCAAUGUCCAAACUUUUAUACAGAUUUGUUGGGGAGAGAAACUAGUCCAUGAGGAGACACUUUACACAUAUUUAAAUCCAUUUUUAGGGGAUUUUUUUUUUCCAACCUCCGAUCAGUUCAGGUGCUCAUGGAAAAUGUGUUACAACUAUACUAUAAAGCACAAACACUUGCACAGAUUUCCGCACAUUUUGGUAGUAAAAUGAGUAAAAUACUUUCUUUUUACUCACACGUCUCACAAUUUUGAUUUGUGUUCCUUCAUGACUUCACUUUGGUGUUUUUUUUUAAUUUAAUUUAAUUUUUUUUUUUUUACAUCUCUUCAACCUUUUUCUUCUCCCUCCAAGAUGUUUCAACAACUCCCCCCUCACCUUCUUGUGUGUCAGAGACACGGGUCAGGCAGUGCUUUGUCCUCGCAGCUCCUCUCCUAUAGACUGAGGCAGGAUGUGAAUAUUAACCCCCCUGGCCUCAGUGAAGGUGCUGGCUGCCUAAAUAGCACAUUUGUACAGUAUUUCUUUGAGGAGGGUCUGGAGGAUUUUAGUAUCAUCAUUUGUGACAUGCAAGCGAAGGAGCACACACCCUCCUAAAUUUAGUCUGACUGGUGCCAUUUCUUAAUCAUUCUGGAAAUGGUUACGGCUUAUGAUGCAUAUGUUUGAAAGUAUUAUUUAAUAUUUGAUGGUAUCGGUGUACAUGUUACUUUCUUAAGUCAAAACUGCAAAUUGCUACUUACUGCUUUACAGUUUAUAUGGUACUGGCAUUACACCUGCUACCUUCUCUGUAAUGGAGGAAGUUCUUCAGAGACAAACGCAUUAUUAUAUUGACACGAUGACGACUGUAUUUUUUAAAGGGGAACUCCACCGAUUUUACACAUCAAAAUCUGUUUACAGGUCUUGUGGAGUGCUACUGCAUAUGUGGGAAAAGUUGUAUGAAGCCUUUAGUGGCUCCAGAGGGAGCUGUGAGAAGUCUGAUAAAUUGAGUGUCGGUUGGGUCUGAAGACUGCGAGUUUGAAAAUGAAAAACAAUCUGUUGGUGUGAAGUUAAAAAGAUGUGAGCUUACCAGACCUCUGCAGCCCGCUGCUCAUCUCUGCUGCAGGCCAGAGGAUCCAGGCUACUUUAGCCGCUACUAGCAUAACACACCUGAAUCUGCGGUUGAGUUGCAUUGUGGGUAAUGUAGGCGCCAGGUUUUGACAAGGAAGAAGAAUGUGUGGAAUAAAAAAAGACGAUAUCUCUGGUUCUGUUAAGAUUUUGAAUUUGAGAGUUGUAGGAGUGCAAACGCUAAAUCGGUGGAGUACUGUUUUAAUGCUAUGAAAGGGAUACAAUGCUGUUGUAUAUAUCUUAGAUGUUAGUAUUCAUAAUUGCAAAUUUGCUUUUCAGCUACUUGUGAUGCAUGUUAUUUUGCUUUGAAAGGGAUCAAAUGCACCGAAAGUAUAGUUUCGGUAUUCCAGUAAUGUACACGCUGCCCGGGUUUGUGUCAUACCCCAUCAGGGUUUAUUAAAUGUCAGUAUUAAUAUUCCAGCCUUUCAUUUUUGGAGAGUUGUACAUUUUGCUUCAUUUGUUGUUGUUUUUUUUUUUAAUAUUGUAUUAAACAUAUGUGCCAUGGUUUGAGUCAUGUCCCAUUAACAGCAUCUUCUACAGUGUUCAUUACCGUUAUGAGUCAUUCCAGUCUUUAAUUAAUCCUGACAUGAACAUCACUGAAUAACAUUAAAAAUAUCCACACACCCA
Messenger RNA from Siniperca chuatsi (mandarin fish), 3621 nucleotides. It is a transcript of the gene rftn2, whose product is annotated as raftlin family member 2. NCBI's taxonomy places the organism in Eukaryota, Metazoa, Chordata, Actinopteri, Centrarchiformes, Sinipercidae. The record is from RefSeq and is a predicted model, not a curated record. The coding region runs from base 352 to 1671 and encodes 439 amino acids. The transcript is spliced from 9 exons.